This is a messenger RNA of Culicoides brevitarsis, 9809 nucleotides long. RefSeq lists its product as uncharacterized. The transcript is spliced from 23 exons. Gene Ontology annotation, cellular component: terminal bouton; plasma membrane; presynaptic membrane. NCBI's taxonomy places the organism in Eukaryota, Metazoa, Arthropoda, Insecta, Diptera, Ceratopogonidae. Gene Ontology annotation, biological process: dense core granule priming; synaptic vesicle priming; synaptic vesicle maturation. Gene Ontology annotation, molecular function: syntaxin-1 binding; diacylglycerol binding; calmodulin binding. The record is from RefSeq and is a predicted model, not a curated record. Bases 1 to 9681 code for a protein of 3226 amino acids.
AUGUACAGUGCCCAGCAACAUUCUGACUACAUUAUCUCCGAUUACAUGGACAAAAUUUCGACGAAAAUAAACCUCCUCGAAACCGAGUUGAAAUACGCUUGGCGCGCAUUGGACUUACUUUCGGGGGAAUACGGUAAAAUGUGGCAACACUUGGAAAAGUUAGAAAACUUAACAGUUGAACAGCAAUCUGUGCUUGCGAAUUUAAUGAAUUUAUAUGCGUCGACAAGUCAAAAUGCCGCCGCGACAGUUGCUAACCUCAAAGAUCAAAAGCCCUUCUUGAUGCACGAUAUGGGCGGCAUGAUUCCGAUCGGAGCUCAGUUAAUGCAUCCGCAGGACAUUGCAGCACUGAAAAUGGCUCAACAACAAAUGCACCAAAAUGCCAAGGCAAAUGUCGAACAAGAAGCUACCACGACGGAGUUUAAUGAGAUGUUGGAAGAAUUGAAAGCUGAUGCCAUUCAUAAUAACAAUCAACCGGAUUACAAUCAAAUGCUACCAUCAUUGCCAAUUUCCGGAUCGGCGGGAAUGUAUCAAGUCCCAAAUUUAUCGCAAAAUUUCCUGAAUACGAACGAAGAUACGACAAUGAAUCCGAUUUAUGAUGAACUUGCGGAAAGUGUUAACGAAAGAAAUACUCUUGCGGCAUACGGCAGCGCACGCAAUAUCGCUGGAGCCCAAGCCAUGGUUAAUCCACGUGAUCAGCUAAUUCAUAAUUUACUUACGGAAGCGUAUAUCAAAGAAGGGUUCGAAGAAGGUAUUGACUUAAUGAAUCUCCCGGAUGGCAUGCAAUUUGAAAGAACAGCGCAAGGAGCCGACGACAAAUUCUACCAAAUGGGCCCCGACCUGUCGCUGUUCCAAAAUGAAAACCCGCGCCUCCGAAAUGUCGAGCAGGAUUUUUUUCGGUGCGGCGAGAUCAACAGAGAUAUUUAUAGCAUGAGCGGUACGACAGCGACAGUGACGGAUCAGACUAUUAACGCGCUACUAGCCACGCAUCCGGACAACAGCGAGAUCACCUUCGACCAAAUUGAACAGUGUCUCGCUGCGCAACGUCCCUCAAUUUCGCGUCCUGGCUCGUCGCUCGGCAUGAUAUACGAGGACAACGAAGAACAAGAGGGCGAUGGGGGCGGCGCGAGUCAAGAACACUCAAGAUCCGACGAUCCAAAAGGUCGAAAGCCGAAGCGUGGCAGCGAAAGACGUCACAAGAAAAAGCGACAUCACAAAAUUGACGCAGAAAAUGCGAAAAAUGCUGGUCUUACAAAUGCUGAACUAAAAUUGCUACAAAAACAAAUGGAGGACUCGGAAAGUGAUGAGAAGGAAACUCCCGCAGACUCGAGUUUCAUGCGAAACAAAGAAGAACGACGUCAAAACAAACAAAUUAUUGAACAGCUAAUGCUUGAUAUCGGAAACGCGGAAGAUUUAAAGGGAAAAGAUCAGGAAGAACUCGAUGAAUUGAAACGAAUCCUUAAACGGGAAAUUGAUUUUUUUAAACGUAUCAAAAAGAGAGACAAAAAUUUCAUUUCACUUCUGUUGAAUCCCGUCACGAGCGUCGAUAAAAAUGCGAAACACGUUUUCGUGCAGAAAAUCGAUAAGAAUAUUCAAAUCCUGAAGAAAUUACUCAUCAACGACAAGACUUUUUUAGAUGCUUUUGUCAAGACUGACUUUCCGGUAUCGAGCACUUCGAGCGAUUUGGGUUCAGUUAAAACGCCAGGUUCAGAUGUUUAUGGCUCAGAUCCGCGUUCUCGUUCCUCAGCUGAUCUUUUUCGAGACUCGCUCAAGACAAGUAAUGCUGAGUUACAUGCCCAACUCAGUUUUUUAGAUCAACAACAGGAUUAUUCGAUGCCCACAAAGUCAACUUUUGGUUCGUCGAUUUCUAUUAAAAAAGCUUUGAGUCCUGGACAGACUAAUUCUUCUGCAGCAAUGACAUCGACUUCGUCUAUGCAUAACAUUUACAGUCAAGACGAGUACUUGAAUUCGUUAAAAAAGAGCUUGGAACGUCACAAUAGUAUGUUAUUCUUGAUGCGAAUACAAAAUCCAGAGAUGCAAAAUAAAUUAUUGGAUGAUGAACAGUUAAGCAAUCAUUCGAGUAGUCCGCCUCCUCCAGCGCCCAAUGGAGAGUCUAGCAUUUAUGGAAGGUAUAGUGAUGGUAUUGACGAAAAUCUCAUCGCUACGAGUGGAAAUCCGUUUGCUGCAGAUAUAAUGAUGAUGCAACAACGCAGAAUGAAGCCAGAACAGCAAACUGUGCGUCAACUAGGUGUCGAAUAUUCACCAAAAAAGACAAAAAGUGACUCUGGAUUAUCUUCAAUGAGCGGUUUCUCGAGCUUUGAACGUUCCCCCAACUCUCCCAUUCAUAAGGCAGGCAUGCUUUAUCAGUCCCAUGCUCCAAUGCAUACUCAAACGAAGAGUUUGUUGUCUGGGCAGUCCGAUACAGGAGCCACAAGUACCGACUAUCAAAACGAAAUUAAAUAUCUUACGGCAAUGCUAAAGAUGCAAGAACAAGCAGCUACAGGACAAAACGAAUUAAAUGCGAACAAUUUAAUUUAUACGGAGGAAAAUUUGAACUACAUACGAGAAUUAUCUAAAAAUGUGCCUAUCUGUUCGGUGUUCGAGAAUAAGUCGAUAUUCGAUAUAAAAGAGGGAGGCGAAGGAGGUUCCAAUUCAUCGUGGAACAUUUACAAUCAGAAUAAUUUAACAAAUAACGAGAGUUAUGCGCAAAAAUUAUACAAAUCAUUGGCGGAAAGGCAAAUUGCGGCAUCACAAGCAGCAUCAGGGCAAGCUUUGCAAUUGCCAAACUACCCGGAUCUCGUAAUGAAUGAAAGUAAUUCGAGUGAGAAUCAAUUUUUUCGUGCCAUCUCGCCCAUUCCAUCACCGCGAAAUAAGCCGCAAAACGAAGAGGAAGUAGUUUAUGCACGUCCCAUGAAAGGUCCCGACCGCCAAAAUCGCAAUCUCACAGAUCAUUUGGUGUACUACCCUUCCUCGAGCAAAGUUGAUUACAAUCCAAACGUGAAUUAUUACGCACGUACUUACGUUCCUGAUGCGCAUCGUUCAUCUCCGCACCACUCGUCAUCGUCUCAAAAUGUCUCUCAGGAGACCUACAACGCACGUACGCUCAUCAAUCAGCAACAGCAUCAACAAUAUUUGCGUAUGCAAGGCAUUCCGCCAUCCGCAUCCUCGUCGUCGGAGCAACAACGCGAAGAAUAUCAUCAUUAUUACGACGCACAAUCCGCCCAUCAUCACAAUAACUAUCGCGGCGAUAAUAAUUACCAACAAGCCCAAAAUCAUCAUCAUCCAGACUACCGACAAGACAACGGCAACAAACAUCACAAAGGCGCCAAAGUUAUGAAUAAAUUGAGUAAUUGGGUACACAAUAUGCCCGAAAUUAAGCUUGGAAAACUCACGAAACGACAUCGAUCGCAUUCGCUGCCCGAUAAUGUCGAUGCCAAUAGUCAAUCUUCGUCGUCGCCGCGUCACGGAAAUGUUCAGCAAUACAUGCAAAAUGCCCGUAACCGCGAGCCAGACUUCCAAAAUGAUGGAACGCAUCACGGAAGGAAAUCGUCGGCUUAUAUUAAAAAGAAACGAAAACAGUUUGCCAAGCAAAUGUCGAAUUUUAUGCAAAAAGCUAAGCAGUAUCGAAGACACAGUUUUACGCACAAACCUCCGGAUUACGAUGACAUUUCUAUGGAUCGCCCGGCUUCGUCGUCGACACGACAUACGAGUAGUGUCUCCGAUACUGAGGGCGCUCAAAGUAUCUUUAGCGACGAGGAUUACAGUGUAAGCGAAGCGGAACAAUUUGACGACUCAGGGUUCGAACAAAUGAGACCCAAAGCUCUUUUUGAGCAAGUUCGAGCUCCUGCAGCAGCAGCAGCUGUCGUCAAGCCUGUUCCAUCGCCACGGAAAUCGUUGCAACCAAAGCCUCUACCGAGAACGGAAGAGCCAAAGUACGAAGACGAAUAUGAGCAAGAGGAAGCAGAAGAAGAAGAGGAAGAAGAGCAACAGCAGCAAGAGGAAUAUGACGACGCAAAUGAGAUCGAUAACCUUUUUGCGACUAUCGGUGAGGUAAAGAAAGCACACGAAGAAGAGAGAACAUCACCACCGAAGGAAAAGCAUGCUACGCCGCCAGAAAAGGCACAAUCUCCUCCACAAAAUUUAUUUGAGACAGUCCAACCUGUCAUUAUCGAGGAAAAACCCGUGGAGCAACCGAAAGAUAAUCACUCCGUAUCGAGCGUUAUAUCGCCCGAGCAAUUCAGCAGCGAUGACAGCAACAAAAAAUACAAAUUCCCAAGUACAAGCAUGGAAUUUGCCGCGAGUCGUAAAGUUGGCAAGUUCAGAAAAAAGAAUUCCGUGACAGACGAAAGCCCGGGGGAGAAUCAAACGCAUUUACAACCGAUCCAGAAUCGAAGUGCGGAAGGCGGAAAAUCAUCGGAGAGCGAUAGUGAAGGUCGCAGUGCGAAACAGGCAGCAAAAUCACGUCCAAAAUUGCAAACUGCACACAGUGUCUUGCAAAAAACGCAUUCAAUUUGCAUCGAAGAUAUGACCGACUAUACUUCGGAACAAAAUGCACCGAAAGAAAUCUUUACACCGCCAUUAGUUGUAAGUCCUCGACCCGUCGAACAGCAAUCUUUUGACAAUCAGAUUACGCCAAAUAGCUCGCAACCACGUCAGCAAUUCCGCUUCGGGCAACGCAGUCAAGCAAGCUUGGAUGUUCCGCGUGGAAAUGCCGACGACGAAGACAGUCGCAGUCAAAAUUCGUUCCGUACGUCGCUUUCGUCGCGACGACAAAGCACAGAAGAUAGCAUCGACACCGACGACGAGUAUUUUUGCUAUGAGAUGAGAUAUUUGGAGGAGAUGGAACGCAAAACGCACGAAGAAGCGGAAUAUGUUGAACCAGAAACGAAUCAAAUCGACGAAAUUGUUGAAAAAGAAUAUCAGCCAGCAGUUAGUUACUCGCCAGAUCCAGAAGUGCGCGAAAACAUGGCACUGCUAUUGGAGGAAUUGAAGGAUACUGUUCGUGUUGCACCUGCUCAUGAACCGACUUUUACCCAAGUAGAUAGAAAAAGUAACAAAUCAAUGGAUGCUUAUGAGAAAUUUGCUUUAGUGACAGAUUCCGCGUGGCAAAGUAACGCAAUAAACAUCGAAGUAGAUCCCGAUGGCGACCGUUGCAUGAAAGAACUCGACAUGCUCGAACGCGAAAUGAAGAAAAAUGGCGGAAAGGAACUUUCGUAUUUCGCAACCACUGAGCCAACGCUCGAGCCGUAUACGGAAGAUCACGAAUACGACGAACGCUAUUUGGUGCCAGCUGACAAUGCACGAAUGGAUGACGCGUAUUCCCAUUCAUCGGGAGCCACUUCGGGUCCCGAUUCGCCGAUGCAAAGCGACGACGAGUUCCCGGAGCAACAUUCGCCGCGACACCUUGAUGCCGCAAGUCGUCGUAGCUCCUUCCGUGGAAGCGAUAGUCGUCGCCCUUCGCAUCAACCUGAACCCGUAAUUGUGUCACAAGAGGCGUACAAGAGUCCGCCAAGCGUAAAGUCACCGCCAUCGUCGCAUGCGGUGCCAGAAAUGCGAGCACAAGACAUCUCGCAAGACGACAGUUUUGAGACCGAUCCAAAAAACGCGGUAGCUGCGCCCCUUGGUGGCGCAGCGUUUUCGAUGGAUCAAGCUGGACAGCUUCCCGCGCAGGAGGCAGAGGCCAAACCAAGUUCUUUUAAAGCGGCGCUCGGCAAGAAAUUGAGCAACGAAGGGAGCGUUGACUCAAUCGCGAAUGGGCAACCAGGCGGAAGUCGUUGGAAGUUGCUGAAAACGCUGAAAGAACGCAAAAUUGAGGAGCAAGUUAACCAAGAAAAGAUCAAGGAAGAGGAGGCAACAAAAGACACCACAAAGAAUGGUGGCUCUGACGGUACCGGAGGACGUGGAGGAAACGGGCAUCCCGGAGACAAUCCUUUCUACAGCAACAUCGAUAGUAUGCCUGAUAUUCGACCAAGGCGGAAAUCCAUACCUUUGGUAUCAGAACUUACUAUGGCUGCUACUAAACGUAACGCUGGCUUAACAUCUGCUGUUCCAAGAGCUACACUUAACGAUGAGGAAUUGAAAAUGCAUGUCUACAAGAAAGCUUUACAAGCCUUGAUAUAUCCUAUUUCAUCUACAACACCACACAAUUUCGUUCUAUGGACAGCCACUUCUCCCACUUACUGCUAUGAAUGUGAAGGUUUACUCUGGGGAAUUGCGAGGCAAGGUGUAAGGUGUACUGAAUGUGGUGUCAAAUGUCAUGAAAAAUGCAAAGAUUUGCUCAACGCGGAUUGCUUACAAAGUAAGAUAUACAAUUUCUUUUUAUUUUACAUUUUUUUUUUCUCUAACAAACCUACCAAAAAAAGACAUUUUAAUACAGAAAGAGCGGCGGAGAAAAGUUCCAAGCAUGGCGCCGAAGACAAAGCCAAUUCCAUCAUAACAGCCAUGAAGGAACGCAUGAAGCAACGUGAACGCGAUAAACCCGAGAUUUUUGAGUUGAUUCGCGCUGUAUUCAGUGUUGAGGAAAAAAGUCAUGCGGGCCAUAUGAAAGCGGUAAAGCAAAGUGUAUUGGACGGAACGAGUAAAUGGUCAGCUAAAAUUGCAAUAACAGUCAUGUGCGCACAAGGUUUGAUAGCCAAGGAUAAAAGUGGCACAAGUGACCCUUAUGUCACAGUUCAAGUAAGCAAAGUAAAGAAACGAACUCGCACAAUGCCGCAAGAAUUGAAUCCCGUGUGGAAUGAAAAGUUUCAUUUUGAGUGUCAUAACUCUUCUGACCGGAUAAAGGUUCGAGUAUGGGAUGAAGAUAAUGAUUUGAAAUCGAAAUUGCGACAAAAGUUGACACGUGAAUCGGAUGAUUUCUUGGGACAAACCAUCAUUGAGGUACGAACCUUAUCGGGCGAAAUGGAUGUUUGGUACAAUUUGGAAAAGCGUACGGACAAAUCUGCAGUCAGUGGUGCAAUUCGCCUUCACAUUUCUGUCGAAAUUAAGGGUGAAGAAAAGGUUGCGCCAUACCAUGUUCAGUACACGUGUUUACACGAAAAUCUCUUCCAUUACCUGUGCGAGGAGAAUGUCGGCAUUGUGAAAUUACCAACAGCCAAAGGAGAUGACGCAUGGAAAAUUUACUUUGAUGAUCCGCCGGAGGAAAUUGUCGACGAAUUUGCGAUGCGUUUUGGUGUGGAGAGCAUUUUCCAGGCCAUGACACAUUUCCAUUGCUUAUCCACGAAAUACCUCUGUCCCGGUGUGCCAGCUGUCAUGAGUACGCUCCUGGCCAACAUUAAUGCGUAUUAUGCGCACACAACUGCCUCCAGUGCGGUGUCGGCCAGUGAUCGUUUCUCCGCGAGCAAUUUUGGAAAAGAGAAAUUCGUCAAGCUUCUGGACCAAUUGCAUAAUUCACUUAGGAUAGAUUUAUCAAUGUAUCGAAAUAAUUUUCCUGCAUCUAGUCAAGAAAAACUUAUGGACCUGAAAUCAACUGUAGAUCUUUUAACCAGUAUUACCUUUUUUAGAAUGAAAGUACAAGAACUGUCUAGUCCGCCUAGAGCAAGCACUGUCGUGAAGGAUUGCGUGAAAGCCUGUCUUAGAUCCACCUAUCAAUUCCUCUUCGAAAAUUGCUACGAAUUGUACAGUCGGGAAUUUCAGGUGGAUCCAAACGAGCCCAAACGGGAUCCUGACGACCAUGGACCAAAAUUAGAUAGUGUAGACUUUUGGCAUAAACUAAUUGCUCUUAUUGUAUCGGUUAUUGAGGAAGAUAAGAAUAGUUAUGGCUUAGUUUUAAAUCAAUUUCCACAAGAACUUAAUAUUGGACAGUUAUCGGCUGCCACAAUGUGGGGCCUUUUUGCCGUCGACAUGAAAUACGCACUGGAGGAGCACGAGCAACAUCGGCUCUGCAAGUCGUCCGCUUACAUGAAUUUGCACUUUAAAGUAAAGUGGUUGUACACGAAUUACGUGAAAGAAGUUCCGCCAUACAAAGGCGCCGUCCCCGAGUAUCCAGCAUGGUUCGAACCAUUUGUGAUGCAAUGGCUCAAUGAAAAUGACGAUGUUUCACUUGAGUACCUGCACGGAGCGAUUAAGCGUGACAAGCAAGAUACUUUCCAAAAAAGCAGUGAACAUGCCUUAUUUUCAAAUUCCGUUGUUGAUGUCUUUACACAAUUGACACAAUGCUUCGAUGUAGUCAGUAAACUUGAGUGUCCCGAUCCUGAAAUCUGGAAACGGUACAUGCGAAGAUUCGCCAAGACAAUUGUCAAGGUACUGAUUGCAUAUGCAGACAUUGUGAAGAAAGAAUUUCCCGAGCAUGUGAGCGACGAACGGAUCGCUUGUAUUCUCAUGAAUAACGUGCAGCAAUUGCGUGUGCAAUUGGAGAAGAUGUUUGAAUCGAUGGGCGGCGAAAAGUUGGAAGAGGAUGCCGCAAACAUCCUCAAAGAACUUCAACAAAGUCUGAAUUCCGUACUGGAUGACCUGGCAAUCAUUUUUGCCGAUAGCUUGGAGCCACGCAUAACAGCUAGCGUGAAAGAAUUGGGCGACUUGCUGAUGAACGUGAAGGCGCCAGCUGCCAAUCAAACAGCUGCGGCGCAAAAGAAUGCCGUUGCCAUGGAAGCGGAUGAGGUGCUGCGACCUUUAAUGGACUUGCUAGACGGCUCGUUAACGUUAUAUGCGCAAUCCUGCGAAAAGACAGUGCUGAAACGACUGCUGAAAGAAUUGUGGAAAAUAGUUAUGCGUAUUUUAGAAAAAACAAUUGUAUUACCUCCAAUGACUGAUAGAACUAUGAUGUUCAAAAAUCUUACGGACAACGCUAAAAAUUUGGCGGCAAAUGCGAAAAUCGAGGACAUGUCAAGACUGUUCAAGAACUCCAUGUCGGGCAAGCAGGAUGUCAAGAAUGCUCUCAGUGGCGUGAUGGAUAUCUCAAAAGAACGCUUGAGUACGUUGCAAGUGGAGAAGAAUUUAUCGCCAAAACAGUGUGCCGUAUUAGAUGUAGCGCUUGAUACAAUCAAACAAUAUUUCCAUGCCGGUGGAAAUGGACUCAAAAAAGCUUUCCUAGAAAAAUCACCAGAGUUGCAAAGUCUUCGUUAUGCCUUGAGUUUGUACACACAAACGACAGAUACGCUUAUCAAAACAUUUAUCACAAGUCAAAUAAAUGAAGAUACUGGAAAUCAAGAUGAAGGUGUUGUGGGUGAAGUAUCGGUUCAAAUUGAUCUCUUUACGCAUCCAGGCACGGGCGAGCAUAAAGUUACAGUCAAAGUCAUCGCCGCUAACGACUUAAAAUGGGUUAUACAAUCAGGAAUGUUUCGUCCAUUUGUUGAAAUUAAUCUAAUCGGACCACAUUUAGCGGAGAAGAAGCGAAAACACGCCACAAAAUCCAAAUCAAACAACUGGUCACCGAAAUACAAUGAAACUUUCCAUUUCACAAUUGGUAACGAGGAACAAUUAGACUAUUACGAACUGCACAUUUGCGUAAAAGAUUAUUGUUUUGCUAGAGACGAUAGACUCGUGGGCGUCGCUGUCCUACAGCUGAAAGACAUUGUUGAUCAGGGCUCCUGCGCCUGUUGGCUAUCACUCGCCAAACGCAUCCAAAUGGACGAGACUGGCUGGACAAUCUUGCGUAUUCUGUCGCAGCGCAACAAUGACGAAGUGGCGAAGGAAUUUGUCAAAUUAAAGUCUGACAUUCGCACAGAACCGACAGUUGGAUCGACAUAAAUUGAUUUUUAUUUGUUAGAAAUUUAGUUAGUUGUCGAACUUUAAAUUUAUUUCACCAAAGCUUCGCUUCAUUCCUAUCAUCAUCCCUAAAAAAUUUUCAAAAAAAUCAAUUCUUCCUCUUAAAAAUU